Messenger RNA from Hyla sarda, 1295 nucleotides. Its product is annotated as gastrula zinc finger protein XlCGF26.1-like. The record is from RefSeq and is a predicted model, not a curated record. NCBI's taxonomy places the organism in Eukaryota, Metazoa, Chordata, Amphibia, Anura, Hylidae. Gene Ontology annotation, biological process: regulation of transcription by RNA polymerase II. The coding region runs from base 6 to 1295 and encodes 429 amino acids. Gene Ontology annotation, molecular function: RNA polymerase II cis-regulatory region sequence-specific DNA binding; DNA-binding transcription factor activity. The transcript has 2 exons.
AUAAUAUGGAAUCUUUGCCGGAAAGUUCUGGAGGAACAAUGAGCGGACUAGAAAACCCCAUAUCAGAGAAUGGAGAGAAGCCAUUUUCAUGUCCAGAAUGUGGAAAAUAUUUUAGUCAGAACUCACAUCUUGUAAUUCAUGAGAGAACUCACACAGGAGAGAAGCCAUUUUCAUGUCCGGAAUGUGUGAAGAGUUUUAGUCAUAAAUCAAAUCUUAAAAAACAUAUAAAAACUCACACAGGAGAGAAGCCAUUUUCAUGUCCAGAAUGUGUAAAGACUUUUAGUCAAAAACCAAGUCUUGAAAUACAUAUGAGAACUCACACAGGAGAGAAGCCAUUUUCAUGUCCAGAAUGCGUGAAGUGUUUUAGUCAUAAAUCAAGUCUUGUGGAACAUAUGAGAACUCACACAGGAGAGAAGCCAUUUUCAUGUCCAGAAUGUGUGAAGAGUUUUACACAGAAAUCAAAUCUUGUGGAUCAUAUGAAGAUUCACACAGGAAAGAAGCCAUUUUCAUGUCCAGAAUGUGUGAAGUGUUUUACACGAAAAGAAAAUCUUGUGCAUCAUAUGAGAACUCACACAGGGGAGAUGCUAUUUUCAUGUCCGGAAUGUUUGAAGAGUUUUACACAGAAAGCAACUCUUGUGGAUCAUAUGAGAACUCACACAGGAGAGAAGCCAUUUUCAUGUCCGGAAUGUGUAAAGUGUUUUAGUCAUAAAUCAAGUCUUUUGGGUCAUAUGAGAACUCACACAGGAGAGAAGCCCUUUUCAUGCCCGGAAUGUGUAAAGUGUUUUAGUCAUAAAUCACAUCUUGUGGGUCAUAUGAGAACUCACACAGGAGAGAAGCCAUUUUCAUGUCCAGAAUGUGUGAAGUAUUUUAGUCAUAAAUCAAGUCUUGUGGAACAUAUGAGAACUCACACAGGAGAGAAGCCAUUUUCAUGUCCAGAAUGUGUAAAGAGUUUUACACAGAAAACAAAUCUUGUGGAUCAUAUGAAGACUCACACAGGAGAGAAGCCAUUUUCAUGUCCAGAAUGUGUGAAGUGUUUUACACGAAAAGAAAAUCUUGUGCAUCAUUUGAGAACUCACACAGGAGAGAAGCCAUUUUCAUGUCCAGAAUGUGUGAAGUGUUUUACACAGAAAGCAACUCUUUUACAACAUAUGAAGACUCACACAGGAGAGAAGCCAUUUUUGUGCUUGGAAUGUGCUAACUGUUUUACUACGAAAUCACAUCUUGUUAUUCAUCAGAGAAUUCACACAGGAGAGAAGCCAUUUUCAAGCUUGGUAUGUGGAAAUAUUUUAGGAUGA